This is a messenger RNA of Toxotes jaculatrix (banded archerfish), 5141 nucleotides long. It is a transcript of the gene ccdc9, whose product is annotated as coiled-coil domain containing 9. Lineage: Eukaryota; Metazoa; Chordata; Actinopteri; Toxotidae. Bases 132 to 2360 code for a protein of 742 amino acids. The record is from RefSeq and is a predicted model, not a curated record. The transcript has 16 exons.
UGAGGACACUGUGAGGUGCAGGAAUUGGCAAAGAGCAGCGAGUCCAAACAUUGCUCUUCACACUCUUUACAACUCCCUCUGAUAAAGGAGGAACAAGCAGUCAGUCUCCUGUGUAUGAAGACAAGGCAGCGAUGUCUUCGGUGGUGGAUCUCAAAACCAAGGAGGAGAAGGAUGCAGAGCUGGACAGACGAAUCGAAGCUCUGAGGAAGAAGAAUGAAGCUCUGGUCAAGAGGUACCAGGAAAUCGAGGAAGACAAGAAGAAAGCAGAGCAGGAAGGCAUUGCUGUGACAACACCUCGGAAGCCCCGCCCCCACGAGCCGGAGACAGACAGGAGGAAGACGGAGAAAGAAAACUUCACCGUCACAGUCGACCUUUCUAAACCAACAGGGCAGGAGAAGAGAGUCGUGAAUGACUGGAAACCUGGAAUGCCUCGUGGCCGGAAGACGUCAGAGGAAAGCGACGGCCACAGAGGGCAGAGUGACGACCACAGCCCCCCCAGGAGGACAGGCUCGGGACGACUAGGUCGCGGAGGACAGAGAGGAGGCCGCCAAGAGAGGAGGGACCGGGAACCAAGGACACCCAGAGAUGGAGAACCUGGGGAGUCAGGAGGACAGGGACGCAGAGGAGGAAGGAGAGGAAGAGGAGGAGAAGGGGGAGGAGGGACACCUGGUGGCAUGGACAGGAAAUCCAAGGAAUGGGAGGAGAAGAGACGGCAGAACAUUGAGAAGAUGAAUGAAGAAAUGGAGAGAAUAGCAGAGUAUGAGAGAGGACAGCGGCUGGACGGUGACAAACCGAUCCGUAACUUCCUGGAUGACCCGAGACGCUCCGGCCCAGCGCCCGACACGGACCGCAAAGAAGGCAGCAGGAGACAUGUACGGAACUGGGGGGGGCUGGACUUUGACAACGUGAAGACAGGAGCUGAACUGGAGAAAGAGUGGACUAGCCGAAGGCCCGGUCUGAAAGGCUCUGUGGACAUGACCAUGUCCAUGACCGGCCGGGAGAGGGCAGAGUACCUGCGCUGGAAGAAGGAGCGUGAGCAGAUUGACGAGGAGAGACUAGCACGCCAUCGCAACGCCACAGGCCAGUGGAGGCGAGAGUGGGACGCGCAGAAGACUGAGAACAUGUUCAAGGAGGACCCAUAUGUAGCUGCAGAGGGCAUCACAUCUGAGCAAGGCAGCAGGAGAGCCCGGGGGCGUAACUCUCGCGCAGAGCCUCGGGGCAGGGCCUCAGAUGACGCUAAGCGGCCGCCCAAAGCUCCAACAUUUGGCGACUUCCUAUCCCAGGGCAGGACCCAGAGGCCCCGAGGGGACCGGGGCAGAGGCAGGGGCCGAGGACAGAAACAGAGCUACAGCAUGCAUGACAACCGCUGGGAAGGAGAGAAGGAAGAGGAGGAGAAGGAAAAGGAGGACAAGACAAAGAGAGAAGAGAAGACACAAAAGACGGAGAAUGAGGAAGAAAAACCCAAACCUCCCACAGCACAGAAGGUGGAGGAGAAGAAUGGAGAUGGAGACAGAGAGGAUGACGACGAUGAAGACUGGGAGGAUGCCAGCGAUGGAGAAGAGGAGGAGGAAGGAAGCGGCUCAGAACACGACUCCAAGGGUGACGAGAAGAAAGACACGGGGAGAGAGAAACCAGCCAAGAGCAAAGACAACUCCCCGACAUCUCCCACAGCUCGCUCUCGACCCACGUCGGCAGGAAGCCCCAAAGAGCAGCGGACCCCCAGGCCGAAGGUCCACAUCCCCCCACCGACAGCAACUCAGGAGUCACCAGAGGGUGGAAAGACCCUCAGCCCCUUCUCCCCGCUGGAUGGCCACCAGCCCGUGUCAGACUGGGGGGAGGAGAUGGAGAUGCUGUCGCCCCGGAGCAGCAUGGGAGGCGAGAGCCCCCUGAAGCCCCCCAGCGCCGAGGCCAGCCCCCCUCAGAAGAAGGUUCAGCAGCCGGAGGAGGAGACUGAGAGUCAAGCUGCCACCUCCAGUGAACCUGCUGAGCCACAGAAAGAGGAGGAUACAGCCAUAGACGUUUCCCCUGCUCCAGAAAAGGCUGAAACUCAGCAGACUUUGACAGUGUCCGAGCCAGAGUCCGUCCCUACAGACUCCCCUGCACCGCCAUCUAACGCCACCCCCUCUGAUAUCUCUGUCCCAGCCCCCUCUGAGGUCAGUGGGGCUGCUGUGGCAGUGGACCUGGAUACACCUGCUGCUCCAUCACAAGACAAAGCGGACGCCUCUCCUGCUGUCCUGCAGACAGACCAGAGCUCCUCUGAACCAGCAGGAGGGAAAGAUGACGACGCAGCGGCCGCUGAGACCAGCGCUGCUCCAGCAGCAGAAACCGUGGCGUCCUCGGAGCAGACGUCCUCAGGCUGAAGCUGCUGGGAACAAAGACUCAUGUCUGAGGAGGAUGGAGAGAUGACAGGAAAAGAGGGGGACGGCUGAAGAGCAUCACACUACUCAUCCCUGGAGUGGCCAUCACACAUCUAAACCAAAAAAGUUAAAAAAAAAAAAGUCUUUCAACCUUCAUGAGGAGGAGGAGGAGGGACUGAGCAUCACCGCCAUGCCCCGGCGUGUUCUCAGCUAGCUCUCUUUCUCUCUCUCCCUCUCUCCCCCUCCUCCUCCCCCUCUCUCUGCUGAUCACCUCUGGGCCGUUGCCAUCUUUUGUCUCACUCUGUUAAACAUUAAGAGUAAACCGUGUGUAACUCUGGUUUUCAGUGCUGAGACACUUCAGAAUGUUUCGUGUCUCUCUCUGUGGGGUCUCAGUGUCUCAGGAACAGAACAGGUUCGUUACUGUGAUGGUUCGGCUGGAAAAGGAUUCAUUCUUUCCACGAUUCAUCAGAUUAAUUUAGUCUCUCACCAACGCCAGCUGGUUAGCUUGUUAACCUCAGCAUGUUGCGAGUUAACCAACCUUUGUCCUGCUGUAAACGCGCCUGAUUUAUACUUAUUUACCAGAAUUCAGCUGCUGAGAGGUCAAACGAGUGCUCCACCGGUUUUAACAUCACACUCACAAUGGACAGAUUUUUUUUUUUUUUUUAAGGAUCAAAAUCAGUGAUUCCAAUCCUUACAUUCUUUUUCCUGUCAAAACCUGGUGCCUACAUUACCCAGAAUGCAACUUGACUGUGGUCAGAGAUUGAAGUGCGUUGUGCUGGUAGCAGCUAAUGUAGCCUCACGGUCUGCUAAACUCACCUCUUCCUGACUUCACACCCUCCGAUGUCUUUACUUGUCAGACUUGUCCUCAGACCCAGUGGACAAGUGACUCAAGUGACAUAAGUUGAGGACAUUUAUCAGACUUCACGCAGCUCCCUCUGGAGAGACUGAAGAGGUUGUACAGCUUCUUCUCCAUCUCCCUCAGACCCCGUAAACAGACUUUGAUGUGUGAACUCGGUGGAAUUCCCCUUUGACAUUAAUUGCUUUGUCAGUUUUGCCUGAUGGCUAAUUAGCUAGGCUAAUUAGCUAGCCUACAAGCUUCCGUGUUGGGUUAGAGACUGGCUGUUAGCAUGAGCUACAUCUGGAAAUGAAUCAGAAUGAUUACACCAAACUCUCACUGCUGUCUUCAUCCUUUUCUCAGUCAGUUUUUUUUUUAAGUUGCAGUUGAGCUUCGUCUUUCAGCUUCAAAGCCUGAGUGACUUUUUUUUUUAUCACAGUGAUUUCAGCUCCAUUAGACCUUUUCAUGUAGCUCCUUGGUUUUGUUUUGUGGCUUUUAAUGACUCCGUUUGUAAACUUGGACAUGGGAAUUUUUUUUUUUCCAUUCCACUUUUUUUUUUUUUUUUUUUAAUUAUCAUGCGAGAAUUCUAUUAAACAUCUUUCAAAAAUCCGAAUCCUUCAGUCUGUUUACAUGAGCUUCAGUGCAGGAAGAUCAUGAUGCUUUAAGCUGUGCAGGCCUCAGCGAUCCUGUUGGUCUGAUGCGGAUCAGAGUGAGCGACUGGCUCAUCUUUGGUUGAUGCUCUCAUCCGGAUUCACUUGUGGGAUCAGGUGUCUUGCUUAAGGGCACGUUGACAGAACGUCACGUGACUCCUUCACACCUCUUCCUCCUCUCAAAAUACCGAUCUUGGGCUUCGAGCGCUCGGUCCGUUUGAAUGAUUGAAUUCUGUGUCACGAUCAGAAAACGUUUUCUAUUUUCACAGAUGCAGCCUGUGCUGUCACGUUGCGGCUCUGAUGAACUGUGAAUCAUCAGAGGCCGGUUCUACAGAUUUUCCCUCUCCCCUUAGACGACGCACUGCCUCGUGAAUGGACAGUUUGUUUUUAAAAUCAAGGGUUUCAUUCCACAGGUUUAAUGAUAUGAGAAAAAAAAACAGCCUCUUCAAAAAGAUUAUUUUAAACAGCCAUAAGAAUAAUUGUCCAUUUGGAAAAAUGCUAAUGUUUACUAACAUUAAUUGCCACCUGAGAAAAGAAACUUUGGGCUGCAGAGUGUGUGUGUGUGUGUGUGUGUGUGUGUGUGUGUGUGUGUUUAAUUAGUUAUUAUUUUGGGAUGAAACCCUUCACUCAUACCUCAGCAGACCAAGGGCUUCAGUUUGUGUUGUGUUUUCUCGGCUCGCUCUGUGAGUUGUGUUGGUGGUGGCGGCGGUUUCGCCUACGGUGUGUGAAGCGGACACAGGGAUAAAUGUGAUGCUUUAACGUUUCGUGUUGUGUAUCAGAGGAAUGGAAGUGAUUCAUUGGAAGUGAAAGGAACUGCAAUAUGUACAGUUUUUAAAUGGAGAUGAACAUUCCACUGUUGGGUGUUUGUGCAAAACGUAGCCUGAGAGCUAUGAAAAAUAUUUUAUGUUUUUCCUUUUCUUUUUUCUUUUUUUGUUUGUUUUUCUGAGCUUCGAUGACAGAUUGUAUUUAAAGCAGCAGAUACUUCAAUGUACAUCCGUUUCUACAAUGUCUUCCUGUUUGAUACAUGAACUCGCUGAGAGCUAACAAGGUUUGCCUUCUUGGAGUGGCGUGCAGCUGUUUUCAUCAAAUUUUCAGGACAAGCAUGAAUCUGAAAUUGUAGCUUUUUAAUGUUGUCUCAGCCAUUGAUGAAAUAAAUGUCCCCGUCAGCUCGCACGUCAGAGAGACAAAGAGCCAGAUGUUUGUACAGAUUUCCAAAAACAUGUACCCACAUGAAAUGCAGAGCGCACUGUUUGUGCUUUAUCAGUUUUUCUUUAUCUCGUUUAGCCAAUAAAUGUUUUU